Oncorhynchus gorbuscha (pink salmon) is the source of this 2308-nucleotide messenger RNA. It is a transcript of the gene snai3, whose product is annotated as snail family zinc finger 3. Gene Ontology annotation, molecular function: DNA-binding transcription factor activity, RNA polymerase II-specific; RNA polymerase II cis-regulatory region sequence-specific DNA binding. The transcript has 3 exons. The coding region runs from base 58 to 939 and encodes 293 amino acids. The record is from RefSeq and is a predicted model, not a curated record. Gene Ontology annotation, biological process: regulation of DNA-templated transcription. NCBI's taxonomy places the organism in Eukaryota, Metazoa, Chordata, Actinopteri, Salmoniformes, Salmonidae.
AGCACUCACUUGUUACAUUAUUGCGGCGCUGCAGACUCAUCAAUAACUCAGAGCUAUAUGAUAAAGAUGCCAAGGUCGUUUCUGGUGAAGAAACAUCUCACUAAUAAGAAGCCAAACUAUGGAAUUCUGGAUUCAAAAGCAGACGAUCUCUACACCAGCCUGGUCCAGCCUGAGGUAGCCUGUUACAUCCCCAGCACUCCUCAGCCCCUGGAGGGUUGGCUGCCAGGGCCAAGUCUCAUCCCCACACCAGCCUCCAUGCACUUUCCACAGGUAGACAGGCUGCCUUCAAGGGACACCAGCUUGUCACUGCAUAGCUCAACACAGGAAAUCCUCUACCCCCUGUCAGUGUCUCACAACAAUCUGCUAAGAGACUCACACUCUGGACUUGAGCCCCUGGGAACCAUGGAACCCCAGACCUUCCUGCUCUCACAGGACUUCAGACACCUGGAGGAGAGGGGCAGCAUGCCUAAUCCCCUCAUGGGCCUUGUUCACUCUAGUGUUAGUCAGGAGCGCUUUGAAUGCUUCGACUGCCACAAAGCCUACUUCACCUUCUCUGGGCUGGCCAAGCACAGGCAGUUGCACUGUGAGUGGCAGUGUCACAAGUACUUCAGCUGCAAGUACUGUGACAAGGAGUACGUGAGUCUGGGAGCUCUGAAGAUGCACAUCCGAACACACACACUGCCCUGCGUCUGCAAGCUCUGUGGGAAGGCCUUCUCCAGGCCUUGGCUGCUCCAGGGACACAUUCGCACACAUACAGGUGAGAAGCCCUUCUCCUGCCCACACUGCAGCCGGGCGUUUGCUGACCGCUCCAACCUCCGAGCACACCUGCAGACACACUCUGACAUCAAGAAAUACCAGUGCAAGAGCUGCUCCAAAACCUUCUCCAGGAUAUCUCUGCUCUCCAAGCAUGAAGAGUCUGGCUGCUGCCCACAGUCCUGAUGCCAUUUACUGCCUGUGCUGCCCACUCUGAACCUGUUGCCUACUUGCCUAGGCUACGCCUGGUUCUACUAACAUCAGACUGCUGUGCCCUCACAACGCACUGGAGAAAGACUGCUAUUAGUGACACGGAGCUCUGACUACUGUAUGUUUUUGGUCUCUGACAUUUCAAGCUCAUGAAAUAAGCACAAUGGACUGUGUCCAAAGACGUUCUUAUGUCAUAUAUUUGAUAUAUGAAGUAGUUGUUUGACAAAAAAAAGAGAAAAGUUAUCGCAUGCUGCAAAAAAUACUUGAAAUUUAAAAGCCUUGAAGUUUUUGAUUGUGUUAUUGAUGAUUACCUGUGCCUUUUGAGGAAAUGUAUAGCGGGAGUAUACAAUUUUGUAUGAACUUUGUUUGUUUAAAAACAAUAAAUACCUACUUUUGUACAAUAUGCCUAAAUAUGAAAACAUGCAUCAUCAUGGGAGACAUGAACCACUGAGAUGAAAGCACAAGCCCUUGUCUAAGUGAAGAAAUAUUGAAGAAACUCACUUUUCUAAAAAUCAAAACAAAGACUGAGUGACUGCUGAAGAGUGCACAAGUAGAGUAUUAGAACUAAAUGCUAGCGCUUUCCUAUCAGUGACCCGGCACGUUCCUACUUUCGACCAUUUCUUGGCAUUGUGAGAUCACUGGCAUACUGUAAAUAUCCUCAUGGGCACACAGGAAAUGAGAAUAAAGCGAUUAGGAUAAACAGAAAACAGAUAGUGUGGGUGACACCCCUAUCCCCAGGCAGGGUCUCUCAGGGGUCUCUGAGACGGGAGCAUUUAAAUCACAGUCCCCCAUUUUUCCUCAGCUAAUUCAUGUCAUUUUGGACGGCAGCUGCUGAAGGUGGAUAUUUUAAGAGUCUAAAUAAAACCGUGAUGUUUCCCAUUUGUAACGGUGCAUGGAAAAUUCUUAUUAAAUAUAUCGGUUUAUUGGCAGGUGGAGGGAGGCCAGCUGCAUGCCGCUGUGGCGCCAUGCCAAGCCUUGCGGGAGGGGAGACGGUGGGGGCUUGGUCGACUCUUUCCAGUUGCUCAGCACACGUGGAGCAGCUGAGUGGAGAGAGCUCCCUAAACACAUGGCCAGUCACUGCCGGCCGGGAGAAACGCUGCUUUUCUUCAGCAGAAUCCAAAACAUGUCUGGCAUGUCCCAAGGCACUCCAAACACGCGCAGGUUGGUGCAACUUGGCUGUCUGUUAGAUGAUUUGUAGAGUAGAAGGAUGAAUGGGGAUUGGGUGCUGUGUUGGCACUGGCUGGCAAUUAAAUGUUUGUCAACUGUUUUACUUGUACACUGUUUCAAAUAUUCGGCCACGGCAGCAAUAGCCAGCUGUGUACAGUAGCUGCAACUGGAGAUGGUC